Molecule: messenger RNA, 2460 nt
Organism: Lodderomyces elongisporus
Lineage: Eukaryota; Fungi; Ascomycota; Pichiomycetes; Serinales; Debaryomycetaceae
Gene: FGR29
Product: Fgr29p
Exons: 1
Coding region: 1-2460 (819 amino acids)
Source: RefSeq, a predicted model, not a curated record
AUGGAGUUCAAAAACCACUAUUUCAAGCUUCAACAAUUGAUCAACUCGCGAGUUCAUCUAAGUUUAAAAUAUGACCAGUUGAAAUCGCCCGAGAUCCAUUCGGCUUUGAUCCUGCCUAUUACUAAAGCAGCAAUAGCCAUAUGCGAGUCACAACAGCAGCCUAAUUUGAAAGUUUCCACUCAUGCAAUUUUUACAUUGUUGCUUAUUCGUUAUGAAUACUUGAUACAGCUGGAGAGUAAUUUGAUUUGCUAUGAUUUGUUGAUUACAAAAGCUACAGUGUGCGAGAUAUUGGCAGUGAGAAUGCUUCGUGAAUAUAAAUCACAACAAAGAGUACAAAUGAUACUCUGGAGCUGUCCCUUGUCGAUAAGCGGCAUAGGUUCACGAGGGACAAGAAUCAAUACUUUAGAGCUUUGUGUGGUAUCAAAACUGAAAUUAUUUCUUUCACAACCAAUAAUAGUGCAAAUACUUGAUAGAUUCUACAAUGGUAAAUUUGUACCUAUUGAAAACUGCAUACAAAAAGAUGGGGCUGGUGGUUGUGAUGGUGGUGGUAAAUGUAAAUGUAGAUCUGGAUCUGGACUGGGACUAGGAUUUGGAUUCGGAUCUGAAGUUGGGGGUAACGAUGGCAAUAACGACGAUGAAAAGGGUUUGCUUCUUGGUGAAGAGAUGAUGAGAAAGUGGAGAAAGAGGUCGUCUCUUAAACAAAUUAUAGCCAAAGUCAACACUGUUCCGAAAUAUCAAAAUAUCGUCAUUAACCUGAAAUUGAUUGCUUUUGCCACACUUUAUUUUUUGAUCAUUUUCAAACGCCAGUACCCUUUACUCGAAUGGGCAUUUUGGCUGUUCAGUUUAAGCUUAAACAUUGAAAUGGCUAUGAAGUUGAUGUACAUUGAUUGGGUAUUUAUCAAGAUGGUUAUUUGGAACUAUAUUGAUUUCUGUUUGAUUACCUUGCUCAACUUUUGCUUCAUCUUGAGAUUUGUUACCUUGCAAAGGUACUACAAUGAUUUCUUUAGCUUAAUUGGUAUUAUUUUGUUUCCGCGAAUAUUGUCGGUGUUUGGAAACUAUCAGUUUUUUAAUUUGAUUGUUGUAUCAUUCAACAAGAUGAUCUGGCAUUUGUUGGGUUUAAUUAUGUUCUUCUUCACCUUGAUCAGUGGGUUUUACUUUAGUUUCAUCGCUUUGAAUAUCAAUCAGAGCAAUGGUGAGAUCUUGUUCAACAUGGUCAAGAUAUUCUUUGGGUUUACCCCUUCUGUAUGGAACUCGUGGGAUGACUAUAAUACCUUGGGCAAAAUUAUGCAGAUGCUCUAUUUAUUCUUGCUUCAGUUUAUUGUUGGGACGAUUCUCGCUAUUUGUCUAAGCGGAGUUUUCCACAAAGCCCGGGAAAAUGCCGAUCAAGAGUUUGCGUAUACAAAGCUGAUUAACAUGGUGCUGUAUUUCAAGAUGGCCAAGCUUAAUCAAAGUCGUGGGGGUUUGAAUAGGUUCUUGCAAGUAUUUAAACUCCCCGUGGCUUUAUUGAUUAGUGUAAUUGAGAUAAUCAAAAUGAAAUUCGAGAGACAGUUGAGCAAUGAAGUUGAUUUUAAAAACUUUGUAUUCUUUACCAAUGAAGUUAACGUUAAUGGACUCAAAAUGGGUAAAAGGAAUCAACAAACCAUAAAGAACCACCAGUCAAUUAGUACGCUUGGAGGUGUUCAAUUGAGGACAGCAUCGACAGAUUCGUUUUUCAUUGAUCAGCUAUUGAAUCGCAAAUAUGGAGGAGUAGGUACGAGCGGCGGGACCGGUCUUGCAGCUACAGCCUCUGCAGUUGGAGGAGCAGGAACAAUAAUGGAUAAAUCGGUAAACAUCGACGGGCUAAGAACAUUAUCAAAAACUUUGAGGCAGUCACAAGGUCCUCAAGGAUAUCAACCUGUUUUACAACCACCUUUUAGUAUACCGCGUCGUCCAACUGCAUUUCAACAAUCUCCUAUGUCAUAUGCUUCUCCAUCAACAAUUCGAGGAGGUUAUAUACCUAUAGGAUAUUAUGGAGGAGGAGGAGGAGGAGGAGGAGGAGGAGACAAAAACGAAGACGAAGACGAAAAAGAAGAAAAAAAGGAGGGAGAGGAGGAGGAGGAGGAAGAAGUAGACAAAGAACAUUUAGACGGGAAAGUGGGACUGGGACUGGGUUUGGGACUGGGACUAGGACUGGGUGUAGAUAUGGGUAUGAACUUGAAUAUGGAAUACAUUCAUAUCAAGAAUGCGUCUUUAGGACUUAAUAUUAAGCCAAACAAGAUUUAUGAUAUCAAAGAAAUCAACGAUUAUGAAAUAGACGACCAUGACGACGACGACAAUCUCGAUAACGAGGAUAACGAAAGAUUACUGAUAAAUUCGGAGACUGGGUCUGUCAAAAUAAACAGAGAUAGUUCAAUAGCUAUGAAAAUUGAUACACAUACAGAAGAUGAACUAGAUCGUUAUGAUAGUGAUGAGACAUUUUGA